AUAGAUGGACAUACAUGAUACAUACAUACAUACUUUUCAGACAGAAUACGUAGUUGUUGUGGAACUCAUGUUUUGACUCACUAAAGUCACACUGUAUCAGCUUCGACUUCACGAUAUAUAUAUCUAUAUAUAUAAUAGUAAUAAUCUUUGUUUUCCAUCAAUCUCUAUAGCUAUCUCUGUUUUAGCCUUCAUUUAACAUUGCUAUCUCCUAUUCUCCGUGGUAAGCCAUACCAAGAAUCUUUUUCUUUUUUGCUGUUUGGUUUCCGAGAAACUGUUGGAAAAUGAGAGAAAUAUUGGGAAUCUUGCAACAUCCCAAAAAAUGAGUUCUUUUUGUCCGUUAAUCUCUAACCAUGGGUAGUUUUGAUUUUUUUUUGAUUGAUUUAGCCUAAUGAUUCCUUUUUUUUUUUCUAUGUAGGCAUUUACAUUAUUUAUCAGCUGAUGGAUUCUUGGAGCUAUGAUUGUGAAGGGAAAAACCUAUUUUUUACUGAUUUUGAAGCAGAGGGUAUGGAAUUCAAUCAAUUCAUGGAUUUUAGCUUUGAUUAUAAGAAAAAGAAACCCUUUUUUAGUAACACCAAUUUGGGAAUUUUUAGUGAUGAAUUUACCACUACUACUAGUUCAUGUUAUGUUGAGCAACAUUCAAGUUCAUUAAUGGAGUCCAACAGUCAAGAAUCUUCAAUCAUUGAUUAUGGAGAUUCAAAGGGUUGUAAGGAAACUUCCGUUGUAACUUCGAUUCAACCGGUUUUGAUAUCGAAGAAAGCUUCGAUAACUACAAGUUCAUGUCCUCAAACACCUCAAUGUCAAGUUUAUGGUUGUAAUAAGGAUCUUAGUUCAUCAAAAGAUUAUUACAAGAGGAACAAAGUUUGUGAGAUUCAUUCUAAGACAGCCAAAGUUAUUGUUAAUGGAAAUGAAAUGAGAUUUUGUCAACAAUGUAGCAGGUUCCAUUUAUUGGCUGAAUUCGAUGAUGGUAAGCGUAGUUGUCGUAAACGACUAGUAGGACAUAAUGAGCGUAGAAGGAAGCUUCAUUUCAGUACCCUUCCCGGAAAAUCACAUAAGUUGUUGCAGUCAUAUCGAGAGAGAUAUGAACAUGCUGAUCAGGUUAAAUUCAGAGAGAAACCGGUUUAUGAUCCUCAGUCGGCAAUAUCGAUCAUAAAUGGCAAAUUGGUGUCAAAGAAACAACACAUCCCCGGAAGUUUUUCGUCGGCAACUGAAGCCUUCCAUGCUCCUACUGAGUUAUCUGGUCUUUCUUGCUCGGAUUGUGCUCUCUCUCUUCUGUCAGCUCAAUCACGAGACUUAUCGAGCCAUGCGACCGGAAUUCAAUUGACCGAGCCCUUUAUCAAUCAAGCUAGCCACCACCAUGGGAGUUGUUUGGAAAAUGCCAAUGGCUUUUACUCAUGUGGGAUGAACCCCAUGGGAGUUAGCCAAGCAGGAUCUUUUCGAGACUCCGGUCUUUCGAGUCCAAAUGGAACCACUGUUGAUUUACUUCAACUAUCAACACAUCUCCAAAGAGUGGAACAACAAAGGAGUUCGAUGCACGUAAAGCCUGAAAACGAGGACCUUUUUUAUUUCCUUACAACUUAAUCCAGUAUGAGAAGGACAAGGUAUGUUCUGUUGUUCUUACAGGUUCAUGAUAUGUUACUCGGACUCGGGUUUUUCGCAAGAUUUUCGUAUAUUUUGAAUUUCCUUGGAGGAUCAUAUAUGUACCAAUGUACGGAUAUGUGUCAAAUACGGGUGUUGGACACGAGUACUUCUCGGGUUUUAAUGAUCCCUAUCACUUUUGUGGCACUGAAGGGGCAACUUGAGAGAGGACAAAGUAAGAGUCUAAAGUUGGAAUAAUACCCUUGUAAAAAAGUUUAGAAAGGAAUCAUGUAGCACUAACAUGUUUUUUUCUUUUUUUUAUAAAAUCUUUGUACUUUAUACUGUGCAUAAAACUUUAAGUGGUUAAUAUUAAUUGGAGAAAAAACAUGGUUCUUUGUGGACUACAUAUCUUUGAAUAAUAUUUUUUUUUGCACCUUUGGUGCUUGUUGAUAUUAUUUUAGUCCUUGGAAUUAUCCCAAAAGUGUUGGAGUUUUUUACUCUAGGUAGCUUUAAUAUUAAACUUCGGAUUCGAGUGUGAAUGUUCAAUAGAUGUAUGUUUUCAACAUAAAUAUGAUUAUAUUUUAAUUUUUUUUAAAUGUAUUUAAAA
This is a messenger RNA of Gossypium arboreum, 2182 nucleotides long. Its product is annotated as squamosa promoter-binding-like protein 6. Lineage: Eukaryota; Viridiplantae; Streptophyta; Magnoliopsida; Malvales; Malvaceae. Gene Ontology annotation, molecular function: DNA binding. The transcript has 3 exons. Bases 439 to 1578 code for a protein of 379 amino acids. The record is from RefSeq and is a predicted model, not a curated record. Gene Ontology annotation, cellular component: nucleus.